ACCGUCUUUAACAACCACUAGCUCUCCCCUCAUGCAACAAGCAGCAAAAUAGCAAUCAAACCAUCAAAACAAAAGAAAACUUUAGGUUAUUGAGAAAGAAGCGGGAAAAAAAAAUGAAGAGUACUCUCUAUCUUUUAUUGCUUUUGUUAGCAACUCUUGAUAUAACAUUUUUAGUUAGCUCUGUUGUGGCUAGGAAGAGCAGUGUUACAAAGCAUAAUAAACAUAAAAAACACAAACAUUAUUGUCCAACCCCUACUCCACCAUCAACAAUGUCGUAUACUACUUUUAAUGUCCUCUCUUUCGGGGCCAAAGGCGAUGGAGCUACUGAUGAUUCCAAGGCAUUGCUAAAAGCAUGGGAAGCUGCAUGCAAAGUACAAGGGGCAACACUGGAAAUUCCUUCAGGAUAUAAGCUCUUUAUUAAGCCAAUAACCCUGCAAGGCCCUUGUAUGCCACAACUUGUUCUUCAGAUAAAUGGGAAUAUAAUAGCUCCUCCAAAAGUAAGUUCCUGGCCUAAAUCCGGUCUUUUUCAAUGGAUAAAUAUCAAAUGGGUGCAAAAUUUCACCAUCCAAGGCAAUGGAGUUGUGGAUGGCCAAGGUUCUGAGUGGUGGACUUCCUUCUCGUCCACUACAAAUAAGAAGAGAUAUCAACCUAGACGAGUUCCAAGCAUGAAACCAACCGCGUUAAGAUUCUAUGGCAGCAAUAACAUAAAAGUUCGUGAUAUAAUGAUAACAAAUAGUCCACUAUGCCAUCUAAAAUUCGAUAAUUCAGUAGGAGUUGAGGUCCAUAAUGUUACCAUUUCAUCUCCGGAAGAUAGUCCUAAUACAGAUGGUAUUCAUCUUCAAAACACUAGAGAUGUUCAAAUACAUCAUUCUACCAUAGGCUGUGGAGAUGAUUGUGUAUCCAUUCAAACUGGUUGCUCUAACAUUUAUGUACACCACAUUAACUGCGGUCCUGGUCAUGGUAUAAGUUUGGGAGGAUUAGGAAAGGAUAAAACCGUGGCUUGUGUUUCAGAUAUAGUCGUUGAGAACAUACUCAUGCAAAACACGCUAUUUGGAGUAAGGAUCAAGACAUGGCCGGGUGGUAUUGGAUCAGUGAAGAACAUAUCAUUUUCUGACAUACAAGUGAGGGAUGUGAAGGUCCCAGUAAUAAUCGACCAAUUCUACUGUGAAAAUGAUGUUCAUUGCAAAAAUCAAACAGGGGCAGUAGCAAUAUCAAAUGUUCAGUUUAACAAAAUAGUAGGGACUUAUUCAGCUCAACCUAUUCAUCUUGCUUGUAGCAAUGACAUUCCUUGCUCUCAUGUUGAUCUAAUGGACAUCCGAUUAACACCGUCGCCGAGAAAUCGAGGUCUUCAACAAGCAUUGUGUUGGAAUUCUUAUGGAAGAACAGAAGCUCCUUUGGUUCCUCAUAGCAUAGAUUAUUGUUUAAGGGAGAGUCAUAGAUUGGUUCGAAGGGUGCAAAGAUCAUAUGAUCACAGUAUGUGCCAGCUAGGGCACUAAACUCUAUUUUCUGCCCUUUUUCUUUGUUGUUUAGUUGUUUUAUUUCAAUCUGUAGGCUGUAAAUCUUCAUAUAUUGCUGCUUCAAUUUUAAGUUGAGAGUGUGUUCGUUCAACUUUAUGUUAGAUAUUUAAUACUCCAUCCGU
Molecule: messenger RNA, 1639 nt
Organism: Beta vulgaris subsp. vulgaris (sugar beet)
Lineage: Eukaryota; Viridiplantae; Streptophyta; Magnoliopsida; Caryophyllales; Amaranthaceae
Product: polygalacturonase At1g48100
Exons: 8
Coding region: 114-1496 (460 amino acids)
Biological process (GO): carbohydrate metabolic process
Molecular function (GO): polygalacturonase activity
Source: RefSeq, a predicted model, not a curated record